Alnus glutinosa is the source of this 2262-nucleotide messenger RNA. RefSeq names its product proline-rich receptor-like protein kinase PERK4. Gene Ontology annotation, molecular function: ATP binding; protein kinase activity. The coding region runs from base 147 to 2018 and encodes 623 amino acids. The transcript has 8 exons. NCBI's taxonomy places the organism in Eukaryota, Viridiplantae, Streptophyta, Magnoliopsida, Fagales, Betulaceae. Gene Ontology annotation, biological process: protein phosphorylation. The record is from RefSeq and is a predicted model, not a curated record.
UAACUGUUUCCAUUUGGAUCUUUUAAUGUUAUUGAUUCAGGGGUCUCCAAUCGUUGAGACGAGCAGUUCGGGGAGAGGUGGCCGGAGUUACUUUCCGGCGUAUACUUUGACGUAAAUCUUAGCUACCGGAAGUUGAUGACCGUAUAAUGUCUUCGCCUUCUGUGAAUGCUUCGUCGCCGGACUCUCCACCUUCACCAAACGCUCCUCCACCGUCAGACUCAUCAUCUUCACCAACUCCAUCAUCAUCGCCAUCACCACCCUCAAAGUCACCGCCACCGCCACCCUCACAGUCACCGCCAUCUACCCCACCACCCCAGGCCUCUCCACCAUCUCCGUCAAGAGGUAAUUCAUCAUCUUCACCACCGCCACCACCCUCUUCCAAUAAUGGCUCUCCUCCGCCACCCCCAAAAAACGGUUCAGCUUCCCCACCAUCCAAUCACGUGUCGCCACCUCCACCCCCCCAUUCUUCCUCCAGUAGAUCACCUCCGCCCCCUCCACACAAAGUCUCACCCCCACCCCCAUCGACGGGUUCUGAUAGCUCAACGUCUAGUUCAUCGGACUCUAAUAACAACGCGCUGAUAAUAGGAGUUACAGUUGGGGUAGGGUUGUUUCUACUUGCUACGAUCAUCAUUUGUUCAAUCUGCUUUGGGAGGAAGAAGAGAAAGCGUGGCCCUAUGCAGAUGCAUUACUAUGGAGAUCCUUCACAAAAAGGAAGUGAAUACUACAAAAGUUCAUCUCACUGGCAACAUGGCUCCCAAGGACCGGACCAUGUUGUCAGGCUACCCGCACCGCCAGGCGCGGCGGGAUCACCUGGUGCCGGAUCCUGGGGUCCGCCUCCUCCAGGUCCCAUGAUGUCAAGUAGCGGUGAAAUGAGCUCCGGUUUCUCAGGCCCAUACAAACCCCCCUUGCCACCUCCCUCUCCAAAUAUGGCUCUUGGAUUCAACAAGAGCACUUUCAGUUAUGAGGAGCUAGCGGCUGCAACAGGCGGGUUUUCCCAGGCCAAUUUGUUGGGUCAGGGCGGGUUUGGUUAUGUUCACAAGGGAGUGUUGCCUAAUGGAAAGGAAGUUGCAGUUAAGAGCCUGAAGACGGGCAGCGGGCAAGGAGAGAGAGAAUUCCAGGCUGAGGUUGAAAUCAUUAGCCGUGUUCAUCAUCGACACCUUGUGUCACUCGUUGGAUAUUGUAUUGCUGGUGUGCAGAGGAUGUUGGUUUACGAAUUCGUUCCCAAUAAGACCUUGGAAUAUCACCUCCAUGGAAAGGGUAUUCCAGUCAUGGAUUGGUCAACUAGGCUUCGUAUUGCUACAGGAUCUGCCAAAGGCCUUGCAUACCUUCAUGAAGAUUGCCACCCUCGGAUCAUCCAUCGUGAUAUCAAGGCAGCUAACAUCCUCAUUGACUUCAACUUUGAAGCCAUGGUGGCUGAUUUUGGAUUGGCCAAGUUGUCUUCUGACAAUUACACUCAUGUCUCUACUCGUGUCAUGGGAACAUUCGGGUAUUUGGCUCCAGAGUAUGCAUCGAGUGGCAAGUUGACAGAUAAAUCUGAUGUUUUCUCGUAUGGUGUCAUGCUCUUGGAAUUAAUAACUGGGCGGCGACCUGUGGAUCCUUCAGGUGCAAUGGAAGAUAGCUUAGCAGAUUGGGCUCGACCAGUUCUAGCAAGUGCUUUGGAGGAAGGCAAAUAUGAUGAGCUGGUUGAUCCACGCUUGGAGGGCAAUUACAACCCUCAUGAGAUGGCAAGCAUGGUAGCUAGCGCUGCUGCCAGCAUUCGCCAUUCUGCUAGAAAGCGCCCCAGGAUGAGCCAGAUUGUACGUGCAUUGGAGGGAGACGUGUCGCUGGACGACUUGAACGAGGGGACGAAGCCUGGCCAGAGCUCCGUUUACGGCUCCAAUGGGAGCUCAGACUACGAUAACAAUGCAUAUAAUGCCGACAUGAAGAAAUUCAGAAAGAUGGCUCUGUCGAGCCAGGAAUAUGUGAGCAACGAGUACGGCACAUCCAGUAAUGAGUCCCGCGAGAUGGGCAAUAACUGAGAAAACCAAAAGCAGUACCUUUGAGUUGCCUCACUUCAAAAAAAACAAAUUAUAUAUAUACAUAUUUUAUCUGGUUAUUGUUUCUAAGUAAUUUGGGGAUAUGCGUUUUUGAGGUGAAAUUGGAAGAUCUUUCAUUAAUCAAUUUAUUUUUCGUUUUCUAAUAUGGAUAUGUACUACUAUGGCAUAUAUAUAUAGACAUCUACUAAGCAAUGGAGACAGAUCUAGCUUGUAUUGUUUUGUGAAU